AUGGAGGCCUUUGUAAGUAAUGGUGACAACUUUGAAGUGGAUUCGCUGGGGGAUUGGGAGCCAGUGGAGGUUAUGGAGGACAGGAGUGAUGUGGUCAUGGACGGUGCAGGGUGUGUGGGGGAGCAGACCCACCUAAGCGUCCCCGUGUCCGAUCAGGGUGCCUGGGCCACCGCCAUGACCAACCUGGGCAUCGUCCCCGUGGGACUCAACGGCCAGCAGCUGGUCUCAGACUCUCUGUGUAUCCAGAGGUUCGACCCCGGUCUGGGUCUCAUCGCUCCCAUUAACCCUCUGAUGGCGGGCAUCAGCCUGGUCCCGCCCCCGCCCGUUCCCCCCGACAUGCCACUCGUCAAAGAGAUCAUCCACAGCAAGAGCUGCACGCUGUUCCCCCAGAACCCCAACCUCCCUCCCCCAUCGACCCGGGAGCGCCCCCCCGGCUGUAAGACGGUGUUUGUCGGUGGUCUGCCGGAGAACGCCACGGAGGAGCUCAUCAGGGAGGUGUUUGAGCAGAGCGGGGAGAUCAUCGCCAUCCGCAAGAGCAAGAAGAACUUCUGCCACAUCCGCUUCAGCGAGGAGUUCAUGGUGGACAAGGCCAUCUACCUGUCAGGGUACCGGAUGCGGAUCGGGUCCAGCACCGAUAAGAAGGACUCGGGGAGGAUCCACGUGGACUUCGCUCAGGCCCGGGACGACCUGUACGAGUGGGAGUGUCAGCAGCGGCUGCUGGCCCGUGAGGAGCGCCACCGCCGCAAGAUCCACCAGGACCAGCUCAGACCGCCGUCCCCUCCUCCCAUCAUGCACUUCUCUGAGCACGAGGCGGCCAUGCUGGCAGAGAAACUCAAAGACGACCAGAAGUUCAGCGAGGCCACAGCCGUGCUCUUCACGUGGAUCGAGCGUGGCGAGGUGAACCGCCGCACCGCCAACCACUUCUACUCCAUGAUCCAAUCAGCUAACAGCCACGUCAGACGCCUGAUGAGCGAGAAGGCGACGCACGACGACGAGAUGGAGCGAGCCAAGGAGCUGUUCAAGAACGCCCUGAUGGCCAUCCUCACUCAGUUCGAGCAGAUCACCGCCGUUUUCACCGCCGCCACCAGGCAAAAGGCAUGGGACCAUUUCUCAAAAGCUCAGCGCAAGAACAUAGACAUUUGGCGCAAGCAGUGUGAGGAGCUGAGGAACGCUCACAGUGAGGAGAUCAUGGGCAUCAGGAGGGAGGAGGAGAUGGAGAUGUCUGACGACGACGACGAGGAGAAUCAAUGCAAGAGACUGAGGACGGACAACGGAGCGUUCGGCGAGCAGACGCAGGCGUCUCUGCGGGAGGAGAACGACUCUCUGCGCUGGCAGCUGGACGCCUACAGGAACGAGGCGGAGCUGCUGAGGAAGGAGAGCCGAGCGGGUCGGCCGGACGACGAGCACGCACACACACACGCACACAUCCAGAGCACGGAGGCUCAGGUGCAGCUGCUGCAGCACAACAUGCACAACAUGCAGCAGCAAUUGCUGAGUCUGCAGGAGCAGCUGACGAGUAAGGAGGCGGAGCUGCAGCAGGCGAGAGACGAGCAGUGUUUCCUGGAGGGCGAGCUGCUCAACCUGAGGGACAAGCUGCUGCUCAGUAACGGCGAGGCUGUGGAGGGGAGCGACGCAGAGCCGCUCCAAACGCCGGUGAACGGGUGUGUUCCUGCGCUGUUCCUCGGCAGAGAGAGGAGGAGUGAGGUCCUCCUGAGAGGGGGCGUGGCCUCAGAGAAGGAGGCGCUGCUGCUCGGCAUCAUUUCCACCUUCCUGCACGUCCAUCCGUUCGGCGCCAACCUGGAAUAUCUGUGGUCGUACAUCCAGAGACUGGACUCAAAGGUGUCUGCGGGGCAGCUGGAGCGGCUGAUGCUGCGCCUCCCUUUGAUGUUCCGUCAGGAGCUGAGUGGCGUCGGAGCGACUCUGGAGAAACGCUGGAAGUUCUGCGGCUUCGACAGCCUCGGCUCGGCGUGACACAGGGAGAACGCACACACACACUGACCUGGACAGAGACACUGACUCCACCUGUGUGUGUGUGUGUGUGUGUGUGUGAUGUUGGACACACGGCGGCGGUGUCGGGCCACACCAGCUGAAGUCAAACCAAAGCUGAAAAACUGUCGUGCCAAACAGCAGAAUGAGAGCGUUCGCUGCCUGUUUUGUCCAGAUUUUAUCAGUUUAGCGUCCCGCGGCGUGACGAGGCUGCAGGCUGUUUGGAGAUGAAGCAGACGAACCUCGAAGCAAACUGCAGGAGUUUACACAGCAACUGUUUAAUCUGUCAUCAGAGAGUUGCAGUGAUCCGUGUGUGAUCUCGUGAUAUUAAACAAACUAACAGUGAUAUGUACAAAGUCAAUGCAAAGACGAGCGUGACGUGGAGUUAUUGUGUGAACUUGAAGCCUGAGAAUCUCCUGCACAGCAUCGCUCUGCUGCACCAGACUCCAUGGAGAAAACCAUCGUUUUAACAGCAGUGUUCUUGUGUUCUUCAGACCUGAAAAAGCAUCAAUUCAGCUUCAUGUUGGAGUUAUUUCAGCAUCCUUUAGAUCCGUUUAUUCACAUUAAAUCACAGAGAAAUGUCUUUAUUCUGCUUCAUAUUCAUGUAUUAGUGCUGAACCAGCAGUCAUCCAGACACAGUUCUUGGAGAAAGAUCAGAUUAAUAAUGGAGAUGGGGAUGUGGUUAUUUCAGUGUUUUUGGCAUCUACACUGGCUCGUAUUGCACAAAUAAACACAACAAUUCUGUGGUCAAACUGCAAAAAUCCACUGCAAAGCCAAAACUAAUGAAAAAACCCUGCAAUUCAGAAGUCAGUGAGUCAUGUGGAGUCAUGUGGAAAAAAAUGGAAUUAAUUACGACAAAAAACACAAACUGUUCCAUCAAGAAACAUUCAGAAACUUUAGGAAAAUGUGUGUGAAGUGUUCCUGCAGAUGAAAUCCAUUCAUGUCUUUGUGCUGUUGUUAGAUUCACAGAUUAUUAUAAAACAUUAUGAAAGACAUAUUGACAGAUUUGCAGUUGCUAUGUAAUCAAAACAUGAAGUCAUGUUAAUUUCUUAGGAAUGUUUGAAUGAACAUAACGAGGGGAAACAUCUGCAGCAUUUAGAAUCAUCAGUGACGUUUUUUUUUCUUGGAUAUAAAUGUGUAAAAGGAGAAUAUUAUUCUAUGAAAACUGUAUAAAAGAGUUGGAAAUAUGAGAGAAUAACUGUGUUUAAAGGAUGAUGUGAGAAGAGUAAAUUAAAUCAUUACGCUUAAUUUAUUUCAUAAUACUGUAAGAAGAAGCUGAAGUUACAUAAUGUGUUUAAAUAUGAUGAAUUAUGGUCCUGACUGUCUCCUGCUUCUGUUCAAAUAAUCGUCUUAAGUUAAAGAGUUAGAAGGUUUUAAUUUCCAAAGACCUCAAAGCUGUCGCAUCACUAAUGAUAUGAUGUGAUUUUGUACUGCACUUCCAUAAACUUUGUUUUCUUAUUUAAAUAAAGUUGUUGUCAUCAGAGAGAUGCAGUAACCAGUUACACUU
This is a messenger RNA of Centropristis striata (black sea bass), 3493 nucleotides long. It is a transcript of the gene enox1, whose product is annotated as ecto-NOX disulfide-thiol exchanger 1. Lineage: Eukaryota; Metazoa; Chordata; Actinopteri; Perciformes; Serranidae. Gene Ontology annotation, biological process: ultradian rhythm. Gene Ontology annotation, molecular function: protein-disulfide reductase activity; RNA binding. The coding region runs from base 1 to 1971 and encodes 656 amino acids. The record is from RefSeq and is a predicted model, not a curated record. The transcript has 14 exons. Gene Ontology annotation, cellular component: external side of plasma membrane; plasma membrane.